CGACGACGUCUGAAACAUCAGUGUUAUAAAUCUUGACGCUUCGACUAAGCUUCAUUCGAUUUCAACUCGUUGUUAUCAUCCCAGUUAAAAAUGUCUGGACGCGGUAAGGGAGGCAAAGGUCUUGGAAAAGGAGGAGCGAAGCGCCAUCGCAAGGUUUUACGUGAUAAUAUCCAAGGAAUCACAAAGCCCGCUAUUCGCCGUCUUGCAAGAAGAGGUGGUGUUAAGCGCAUCUCGGGAUUGAUUUACGAAGAAACUAGAGGUGUCUUGAAAGUAUUCUUGGAAAAUGUGAUUCGUGAUGCAGUCACGUACACCGAGCAUGCAAAGAGAAAGACCGUCACCGCUCUAGAUGUCGUCUACGCUCUCAAACGCCAAGGACGCACUCUUUACGGAUUCGGCGGUUAAGCGGAAUCUUAU
Styela clava is the source of this 414-nucleotide messenger RNA. Its product is annotated as histone H4. The record is from RefSeq and is a predicted model, not a curated record. Gene Ontology annotation, cellular component: nucleosome. NCBI's taxonomy places the organism in Eukaryota, Metazoa, Chordata, Ascidiacea, Stolidobranchia, Styelidae. Gene Ontology annotation, molecular function: structural constituent of chromatin; DNA binding; protein heterodimerization activity.